GAAGUUGGAGUCGCUUACUGACUCAGAAAAUCAGACAAGAGUGACGUGUUGGAGUCAGUUAUUUCAAGUAUCAACAAAAUCUAAGCAAUAAACGGUGCAAUCUGACCCUCUUCACUUUGUGGCCAUGGCUUCUCUCACGUGCAUUUCGAACCGCUGCUUCAGCCAUUCCUUCUCGCCAAUCCGGGUUCACUACGCACACUCUCUUCGAACCGCUCCUCCACGCGCAAUGGCCAAGCCCGGUUUCUCGCCGGCUAAAGACCAAGUCGCUUCUCCUGGCGAUUUUGAAUUUGUGCCACCUCUGAAAAUUUUGGAGUAUCCAGACCCGAAAUUGAGGGCCAGAAACAAGCGCAUAGUGACCUUCGAUGAUAGUCUCAACAAGCUUGUCCACGAGAUGUUUGAUGUGAUGUACAAAACUGAUGGUAUUGGUCUCUCAGCACCCCAAGUGGGAAUUAAUCUUCGACUUAUGGUAUUCAAUCCAGUAGGUGAACGUGGUGAAGGAGAGGAAAUUGUUCUUGUAAACCCAAGAGUUAGCAAAUACUCAAAGAAACUGACACUGUUCAAUGAAGGUUGCCUAUCUUUCCCUGGAAUUAAUGCUGACGUAAAGCGACCAGAAUCUGUGAAGAUUGACGCAUAUGAUGUCAAUGGAAAAAGGUUUUCGGUCAAUUUGUCUGACCUUCCUGCACGGAUAUUCCAGCACGAAUUUGACCAUCUGCAGGGAAUUCUUUUCUUUGAGAGAAUGAAUGAAGAAGUUCUUGAUAGUAUUCGUGGACAGUUACAGGCCCUAGAAACGAAGUACGAGGGAAUGACUGGACUCCCAAGCCCUGAAAAUAUAGGAAACCACAGGAGGAGAAAGGUCGCCGUUGGUUUUGGGAAAUUAUGAUCUUCAAGGUCUUUGUGAUGAUAAAUUUCAUUUUUCCCUUUUGCACUGAUAUAUAAUAUUUACAUUGAAUUGAAAACUGCUUCUUGAUUAUCUUAAAGGUCAAUAUUAGGCAUAAUACUAAAUUCAUCACAUACCAAACAUUUUUAGUUUGAAGUCCUUCAUAAGAUGAACCAUAGAUUUCAGAUACUGUAUAUGGUUGGUUAUAUGUUGAAGAUGUAUCAUUUAUAUAGAGAAAGUGGACUAAUGACACUGAUUAUCACUAUACUCGACGAGUUUUCUCUAGGUGCACUUCCUUGUAUUGGUGCCAUUGUUUAUACAUAGUCAUGGUGAGACAUCUCCAUUAUAACAAUGAAUUGUUAUUUCAUGUUGCCCUGAAGGGGAGAAUUGUCUUGAAGGGCUAUUUCCUUUAUUCUUUUGCUUUCUAUUAUUUUAAUCUAUUCUAAAUAUUUAGCCCUA
This is a messenger RNA of Cajanus cajan (pigeon pea), 1336 nucleotides long. It is a transcript of the gene PDF1B, whose product is annotated as peptide deformylase 1B. The record is from RefSeq and is a predicted model, not a curated record. NCBI's taxonomy places the organism in Eukaryota, Viridiplantae, Streptophyta, Magnoliopsida, Fabales, Fabaceae. Gene Ontology annotation, cellular component: chloroplast. Gene Ontology annotation, biological process: peptidyl-methionine modification. Gene Ontology annotation, molecular function: peptide deformylase activity.